GGGAUAUCUGUAUGUGUAUGGCUGAUUCAUUCCGUUGUGCAGUGGAGGCUAACACAACAUUGUAAAGCAACCAUAAUCCAAUAAAAAUUAAUAAUGAGAAAAAAAGAAAACAAGUGCAACAUCAUCUAAAGAAAAACCCACUGGAAGCCCACAGUGGGAGCAGAUGCGGCAGUUUUCCUUCUUUUGUGAAAACAGCAGUGCCCUCUGGAGGCAAAAAUGCGUCUUCUCCCUGCAUUUUUGGAUUAUACUUGGACUUGCAGCUUUUCCUGACAUGUAAGAAUAAUCCUCCUGCCAAUGCAGGUCACACGGGUUCGAGCCCUGGUCCAGAAAGAUCCCACAUGCUGCGGAGCAACUAAGCCCGUGAGCCACAACUGCUGAGCCUGCACUCUAGAGCCCAUGAGCCACGACUCCUGACCCCAGAUGCCUAGAGCCCGUGCUCCGCAACAAGAGAAGCCACUGCAUUGAGAAGCCCGCGCACCACAACGAAGAGUAGCCACUGCUGGCCGCAACUAGAGAACCUGUGCGCAGCAAUGAAGAACUAACAAAGCCAAAAAUAAAAUAAAUAAAUAUUACCAAAAAAAAAAGAAAGAAUGAUGGUGCUCUGAUGCUGUAGAGAGUCGCACAAAAUUUUCCUAUUGUAGAGGCAUCAGAAAUCAUUUCAGAGGCCUAGAGGCAACUAUGUGGAAACAAGUGUGGGCAACGGUGUCUUUAAGCAUUUUUAUUAUUAUUCUCCUCAAAUUCACAGUCUUUCAUUCCUACCUGUUAGAAGGAAAAAUUAUUAAAAUGUUUUCCCACGGUCUCUGAUUUUUAUCCAGACAAUCCCCUUUCUAAUUCGAUCAGAGAUAUUUAUCACAAACUCAGUAACGUAUGUCCUCCACAGGCAUAAGCACAGUUCCCUCUCUUUGGACACCCUUCAGGGGUCUUCACUCACCCAUAGGCUGGUUUUUUCCUCAUUGCUCUUUGAAUGCUGUGCUUAGUUUUACCAUUUGGUAUCAUCAUCCUCUUCUAAAUAUGUAAAAGCCUGCUUCGUCCUUUAAGGCCUGGCUCUAGCCUCACCUUCCUCAUAAAGCUUUCCCUGCUGUAGCCCAUACAGUUAUUUCCCUUCUUUGAAUCUCUCUGUAAAGGAUAGAGGGUAAACAGUAACAACAGCAGCAAAAGCAAUGUGUGCAUCUUCACCGAGUGAAAUUAAAAAUCACUCAAGAUCAGAAAUCUUGUUUAGUCUUCCUGUUGUGUAUUCUCACCAAAUUCCCUAAGAUGCUCAUCAUAUUACAUCCUAUUCAUUCCUAGAAGGAGGCCGCCACGUUUGGGAAAGACAAAACAGAGUAAACAUUGAAAGACCCCAGAGACCUGGAGGAUGGACUUUUCCAAGGGUGUCGGAGCAGCAGCUUACAAUGAGAAAUCAGAGAUUGAUAAUCUCAGAGAAAACUACAGUCGGCAAAUUUCCAUUAAUCACAAUGAGUUCAAAAUUUUAAAAAAUAAUGAGAGUCAGCUGUGGGAAGUCCUCCAGAAAAAAUUUAGCUGUAUCUUUACCCUAGUUUCUCCAGCCCAGGAAGGUAACAGUGAGUCUCUACAAGUCUUCAGAAAAAUGCUGGCGCCCAGGCUAGAGUUAUCUGUCUGGAAGGAUGACCUCACCAGACAUGUUGUUGACGUUGUGGUGAAUGCAGCCAAUGAAGACCUCAUUCAUGGGGGAGGCCUGGCCCAGGCCCUCGUGAAAGCUGGCGGCCUUGAAAUCCAAGAGGAGAGCAGAAGAUAUGUUUCCUUUUAUGGCAAAAUUCCAACUGGUGGCAUAGCUAUCACAGGAGCAGGGAAGCUUCCCUGCAAACUCAUUAUCCAUGCUGUUGGGCCUCGGUGGGGGUUAAUGGAUAGACAGGAAUGUUUCGAAAAACUGCGUAGAGCCAUUAUAAAUAUUUUGGAUUUUGUCAAUAGUAAUGAGUGCACUGAGACAGUAGCUAUUCCAGCCCUGAGCUCUGGGAUUUUCCAGUUCCCUCUGGAUUUGUGUACACAGGUCAUUGUGGAAACUAUCAAGCGUUAUUUCCAAAACAUGCAACUAGCCAAUAAUUUGAAAGAAAUUCACCUGGUAAGCAAUGAGGACCCUACUGUUGCUGCCUUUAAAACCAUUUCAGAAGCCAUCCUAGGGAGAAACGAGCUGGGGUCCCGGGUGAGUCAAGAAGCCACCGACCUUUUCAAUACUAUGGUUGUGAACAACCUGACUCUCCAGAUUGUCCAGGGCCACAUUGAAAUGCAGGAAACAAAUGUAAUUGUUAAUUCUGUAUAUACACAUGGUGGUCUUAGAGCCACAUCUGUGUCAAAAUCAAUUCUACAAGCAGCAGGAGAUGAAAUAGAAAGGGAAUUUAGCCAAAAUAUGACUAAAACACCACUAGAUUCCCAGUUGGUACUGGUCACAAAAGGAUUUAAAUUGCCCUGCAAAUACGUAUACCAUGUGUUGUGGCCUUCAGGAUAUUCUGAACAAAAACUGACAUUGGAAACUGCAAUGAAGAAAUGCUUGGGAAAAUGCCUUGAGCUAAAUAUAACUUCCAUUUCCUUUCCUGCCCUUGGGACUGGAAUCUCUGAAGCAGCAGAGAUUAUGUUUAAUGAAGUUUUAAUGUUUGCCAGACACCAUUUGCAACAAUUAACUGUAAAGUUUGUGAUCUUCCCAAAAGAACAGCAGUUAUAUAAGGUUUUCAGCACUGAAAUGGAAAAGAAUAAGUUGAAGCUGCAGGGUCUCAACAAUUACCCUGGUGUCCCCCAGGGGACCAGAGAGAAGAGAGAAAAUAGAUUUCCUGUCCUCAAUCUGAUGGGAUCCGAUCAGGAAAAGAUAGAUGAGGCCCAAGCGUGGAUCCAGAGGAUACUGACCCUCCAGGACUACCACAUCAUUGAGGAUAUGCAUAUCCUCUACCUCGGGAAAAAGAAACAUGACUAUUUGUCUGAGCUUCAGAAAACCUCAUGUGUCUCUAUCUCAGAGAUGAUCAGCCCGGGAAAAGCACAGUUAGAGAUUAAAGGAGCCCAGGCUGACCUCUUUAAGGCAGUUAUGAACAUUGAACUAAUGCUGUGUGAAGUUCAAGAGGAAAUGGCAAGAAAAAAGGAGCGCAUCCUUUGGAGCUUGUCAGGGCAGCAGACUGAUCAGCAACCAGAAAACCAGAAUCCAAUGAAGGAAAAUGCACUUUUGAAAUGCCUGAAGAUUUCAACUCGAGAAAUUCAGGAUCAAAAGAAACAGUUUGAAGACUGUGGUUUGUGGGUUAUAAAGGUGGAGAAGGUAGACAAUGCACUUCUCAUGGCUGCCUUCCAAAGAAGGAAGAAAAUGAUGGAAGAGAGAACCCAUGGGAAACCUGUGAGCCACAGGUUGUUUCAGCAAGUCCCACACCAGUUCUGCAAAAUGGUAUGCAGAGUCGGCUUUCACAGAAUGUACUCCGUGCCCUGCGACCCAAAAUAUGGAGCUGGAAUAUACUUCACCAAGAACCUCAAAAACGUAGCACACCAGAUCAAGAAAACAUCUGCCACAGAUAAGCUGAUCUAUGUGUUUGAGGCUGAAGUACUCACAGGCUCCUUCUGCAAGGGUCAUGAGUUAAAUAUUGUUCCCCCACCCUUGCAUCCUGGAGCCGUAGACUGCCAUGACAGUGUGGUUGACAAUGUUUCCAGCCCUGAAACCUUUGUCAUUUUUAGUGACACACAGGCUGUGCCCCAGUAUUUGUGGACUUGCACCCAAAAUCAUGUACAGGAUUACUCAGGACAAAUGAUGCUGUCUCCACAGCAGCCUUGGAGGAAACUCUCAAGUGGCAGCUCUGUUGAUUAACCUCCACAUCAUUUUAACAACAGGUAUGACCUUCCUUUGGAGGAAACCACUCAAAGAGUGGUUUGAAUAUGUCAAAUAAACUAUCAUCUUAGCGCCUUCAUCUUUGUCUUCCUCUUUUGGGGUUGGGGUGGGUAGAUAACAACUAAAACACUCUUAGGACCUCUCCCUCUCCUUCAAGUUGUCCUUUUAUCUUCUUUACCAUAGGCAAAAUACCAUAGCAAAAAUGUUUUACAUGUAGUGAAGAGAUUUUCCAGUAUAUAAUCCAAUCCUUAUAUUUUGUAAAAUGAUCAUAGUGUAACAUAUUAAGACGGCAAGAUGAUUUUAGAUUUUCCAGAGAAUCUUAUAAAGUGCUUUAUAUAUCAAAAUAAAUCACCUUUGUCAAAGUAACUGGCUCUGAAAAUUAUGUGUAAAAUGAACUUAUUUGCAGUGGAAGGACACCAGACGGCCAAUAUUCUACUGCUACCCCUUUUGGAUUCAGCUAUUUCAAGUAAUGCCACUCAGGCACCAUGAGGCUAAAUUAUUAAUUCACCAAAUAUAUCUUGGUCACCAGAUGUAUGUAUUUCAGUCACUUUCUCGGUGCUGGGGCUACGAUGCUGGACAAGACAAAUGUCUUCCUAAAGCUUUCAGCCGAAAUAAUCAGAAAGGCAGCUAUGGACAACUUAACAAGUGUGACUCGGUAUAACAAAAGAGGAAUUACAGAUUCUUUGGAAAAAUUUAAGGAGGAGAAGCAUAAAUUAAUCUGGGGUUGGGAGGAAGUCCUUUUAAAAAAAAGUGAAACUCAAGUUGAGACCUGAAGAAUUUUUAAGAUAGGCGAAUUAGGAACGCAGCACAUUGGGAACACAGUUGGAAGAGUAUUCUGUGCAGCGAGCUCUUAAAAAGGCUGAAUCUGCUGUGACUGUGGCCAUAUUUGACUUCAGAUUUCUGCAAUGUAGUGGCCAGCUAAUCUCAGCAUGCAUCUCUUUCCUAUUCUGAAAUCAAUAUCUCUCUAUACUUCCAAACUUCCCUGACCUUCACAUCCUCAACCUCUUGUCUAGAAUACUUCCUCCUCCUCAUCUUACCUUAGCCAGCAUUCUUCAUCUGAAAAGAAGCAUGUUUAUUGGCUCAUAUGUUACUGCCCUUGAAUAUGGGCAAGAGGAGUCCCGCCUUGGACUUCUGGUUUGAGAGGGUCUCACUCUCAACCUUCCUCUGGCCAUGCCCAUCUCCACAAGGUGAGGAAUGCACAAGGUCAAGAGAAUGUGUCCAUUUGGAACCUGCGCACCUCACUUCUAAGCCACCCACUAGGUACCUGGAACUCUAACUUCCCGCCUACACAGCUUCAAGUCUACUUCCAGGACUCUUCCUUGGGUCUCUCUCCCAAGGGUAGACUAUGCCGCAGUCUGCAUCAAGAAUGGCCAUGGAGUGUUUUCAGGGAUGGAGCUUGGACAUGAGGGCUGAGGUGUUCACACGCCUGUGCAUGAGUCUGUGGUACAGAGUUGAGGGUGAGAGGACUGAUUUGAAAGAUCUAGCAUAUAUUUAAUAGAGAUGUCAAAAGAUAAUGGAGGAGAGGCAGUGUUCACAAGGGUAAGAAAAGAAACAACCCAUACCAAGAAACAUAAUGAAACUGUAGGCCACCAAAGAGGUGAUCUUAAAAGCAGGCAGAGGGAACAGUCAAGCUAUGUACAAAAGAAUGACAAUUAGACUGACAACAUAUUUCUUGUUGUAGGCAGUAUAAUGUCCUCCCUCUGCUCAUUGCAAAGAUGUCCACACCUUAACCUCCUGAAUCUGUGAAUAUAUUACCUUACAUGGCAAAAGGCAUUUUGCAGAUGUGAUUAAAGUUACCCUUCAGGGUCAGGGGAAGGGAUAGUUAGGGAGUUUGGGAUCAACAUAUACACAUUGCUAUAUUUAAGAUGGAUAACCAACAAGGACGUACUGUAUAGCACAGGGAACUCUGCUCAAUGUUAUGUGGCAGCUUGGAUGGGAGGGGAGUUUGGGGGAGAAUGGAUACAUGUAUAUGUAUGGCUGAGUCACUUUGCUGUGCACCUGAAACUAUCACAACAUUGUUAGUUGGCUAUACCUCAAUAUAAAAUAAAAAGUUAAAAAAAAUAAAGUUACCCUUCAGAUGGGAAGA
Messenger RNA from Orcinus orca (killer whale), 5897 nucleotides. It is a transcript of the gene PARP9, whose product is annotated as poly(ADP-ribose) polymerase family member 9. Bases 1355 to 3790 code for a protein of 811 amino acids. Gene Ontology annotation, biological process: negative regulation of gene expression; positive regulation of type II interferon-mediated signaling pathway. The record is from RefSeq and is a predicted model, not a curated record. The transcript has 10 exons. Gene Ontology annotation, cellular component: cytoplasm; nucleus. NCBI's taxonomy places the organism in Eukaryota, Metazoa, Chordata, Mammalia, Artiodactyla, Delphinidae. Gene Ontology annotation, molecular function: ubiquitin-like protein ligase binding; NAD+ poly-ADP-ribosyltransferase activity; transcription corepressor activity.